AUGUUCUCCUCUUCCAGACGCCAUGAGAGCUCAAGCAAGAGCUUCUCAAAAAGCCACAAGGCCAGCAAAUCGAGUUCUUCUUUCAGCAAAGACAGUGGAAUCACCAAGCGAAGACAUGAGUCUCGCCACCGCCGACCAACAAUGACCUCUAUGGCCAGUGCCAGUGGUGAUACUAUGAUGGAUAACAACAACAUGGCCUCCCCUAUCGUCACUCUCGUAGUUGGCAGUGAGCAACGUCUCUUUGCCGCUCACGAAGACGUUCUUGCCACUAGCCCUUUCUUCAACAAUGCUCUGCGAAAUGGAUACAUGGACGUCGCCAGCAAACGCAUCUCUCUUCCCGACGAAGAACCUGAGAUCUUCAGCUCUGUUCUCGAGUUCCUCUACAAGGGAGACUACACUCCCCGUCUCGUCCACAACAAGCGUCGUAACUCGUACGAACUUGAAGCUGCGAGUGAAGAACAGCGUGCUGCUGUCGAGAGCACAGUUUAUCAUCGUGGUAUCGAUGGUGAUCUUCUCAAGGACACUGUCAUCUACUGUGCGGCGGAGAAGUACGGCCUUGAUGAGUUGAAGAAGCUGUCGCUGCGAAAGCAAGGACUGCAAUCCGGAAUCCAAUGCAGCACCAUCCUUGCUUCGGCAAGAUAUGCCUACGCCAACACUCCUGAUACUGACUCAAAGCUACGAGCUCACUAUCUUGCACUCAUCAUUCGUUCACGAAGCACUUUCAAGCGAAGUGGUACGAUGCAACUCGAGAUGUACAACGGUGGCACUCAACUUUUCUUCGAUCUUUUUGUCGCCCUUUGCAAUCAUGUUGACGACAUCUCAACCGCACAAAACACUCCUCGCUCAAACCGCCACUUCUCUUAA
Molecule: messenger RNA, 864 nt
Organism: Fusarium proliferatum ET1
Lineage: Eukaryota; Fungi; Ascomycota; Sordariomycetes; Hypocreales; Nectriaceae
Exons: 4
Coding region: 1-864 (287 amino acids)
Molecular function (GO): protein binding
Source: RefSeq, a predicted model, not a curated record